GUGGAGUCAUUGAGGAACUCGACAAAGCAGCUCUCCAGUAAACAUCAUGGUGAACAUCCCAGAAUACUAUGCAGGGAAGAAUGUGUUAAUAUCUGGAGCAACCGGCUUCAUGGGGAAGGUUCUCCUGGAAAAGCUGCUGAGGUCCUGCCCAGAGGUCAAAGCAGUUUACGUGUUGGUUAGGUCAAAAGCCGGCCAGAGUCCACAGGCGCGGGUAGCUGAAAUGGUCAACUGCAAGUUGUUUGAAAGAUUGCAAGCGGAGCAGCCAGACUUUGCAGAGAAGAUCGUAGCUGUGAACAGCGACCUCACGGUACUGGAGCUUGAUCUGAGCAAAGAGGAUCAGGGCAUCCUGGCUGAAAACGUAAACAUAGUCUUCCACUGUGCUGCAACAGUCCGCUUCAAUGAGCCCCUCAAGGAUGCGAUGCAACUGAAUGUCUUGGCUACACAGAAGAUGCUGGCGCUGGCCCACAAGAUUAAGCAUUUGGAGGUCUUUAUUCACGUAUCCACAGCGUACGCCCACUGUGACAGGGACCUCAUCGAGGAAGUCGUCUACCCUCCUCCUGUAAACUACCGCAAACUCAUCGACACUCUGGACUGGAUGGACGACGAUUUGGUAGCAACGCUGACCCCCAAGCUUAUCGGAGAGCGUCCCAACACUUACACCUUCACCAAAGCUUUGGCUGAGUAUCUGGUUCAGCAGGAGGCUGAAGAGCUCAACGUCGCCAUCAUCAGACCCUCCAUCAUCGGAGCCAGUUGGAAGGAGCCGUUCCCUGGCUGGAUCGACAACUUCAAUGGACCCAGUGGGAUAUUCAUUGCAGCUGGAAAGGGGAUCCUGCGCACAAUGAGGGCCUCCAACGACGCUGUGGCCGACCUGGUCCCAGUAGAUGUGGUCAUUAACGCAACUCUAGCUGCAGCUUGGUUCUCUGGAUCUCAAAGAGUCAACAGGCCUAAAAGUCUCCUGGUGUACAACUGCACAACUGGUGGGAUCAACCCAUUUCACUGGGGCGAAGUCGAGUACCAUGUAAUAUCCACAUUCAAGAGGAACCCCCUUGACCAGGCCUUCCGUCGGCCCAAUGUUAAUCUCACAUCCAAUCACCUAAUCAAUCAGUACUGGAUUACCGUGAGCCACAAGGCUCCGGCCUUCCUUUACGAUCUGUACCUUAGGCUGAUUGGACGAGAGCCCAGGAUGAUGAAGACCAUCACUCGCCUGCACAGGGCCAUGAUGGUCCUGGAGUAUUUCACCAGCAAUUCAUGGGUGUGGAACACAGACAAUGUGGCCAUGCUGCUGUCCCACAUGAGCCCUGAGGAUAAGAAGGUGUUUAACUUUGAUGUGCGCCAACUGCACUGGGCAGAGUACAUGGAAAAUUAUUGCAUGGGAACGAAAAAAUACGUCCUCAAUGAGGAGCUGUCUGGACUGCCUGCUGCACGGAAACACCUCAACAAGCUGAGGAACAUUCGCUACACCUUCAACACCAUCCUGGUGGUUCUUAUUUGGCGCGUCUUCAUCGCCCGCUCCCAGAUGGCUCGCAACAUCUGGUACUUUGUGGUGAGCCUCUGUUUCAAAUUCCUCUCCUACUUCAGAGCUUCCUCCACCAUGAGAUAAUGAACAAAGGACUCAGAGCAAGGAAAGGAGUUGGAGGAUUGAAGAACAUGGCGGCGGCAGACCAUACUCGAUACGGUGAAAGGAGCGACACCAGAAACUGGACGAACCUUGAGUCUGCAGUGACUUUAGUCCUUAAAUACCCAACUUCUCUCUAACUUGAUGGAUCGCUAUAGAAGCCUUGGAUGAAACUCAGACCAGCAGCGAUUGGGCUUAUGACGAAAAAUACCUUGUUCUGUUUCCUUCUGCUCCUUCUGCAAAGCUAUGGUGAACGAUGCUCUGCUCAGAAGCCUUUUGCUAGUUUGUGUCAGGCUGAAUUACUCCUCGAGAGCAGAAGUUAUUUCACUCAGCCAGAGAUGAGAGAUUAAAAUCACACAGCUUUUGUCCUUUAGUCUUCUGUUCUUGUGUUGUAUGAACAGGCCCUUUUUUAAUAAGCUUAGAUGGAUCAAAGUCAAGCCUAAAUUUCUUUAAACGUUGCUUUGAACACUGAUAUUUCACCUCAGUGCAUUUUCUCCAGUGGGGGCAUCAAAUGUUUUCAGGGUUUUUUCGCCAUCAGCUCGCUGAGUUAAAACGCCCCACCACACACAACUGCAGACGCUUUCCUCCACCAUUAAGGCCGCUGUAAAGCAACGUUUUAGGCUGUUGGGGUGGUGUUUGUGCUGAAUCAUGCCUUACAGGAAGUACUCGCUCACCCCCCACCCCGUUUCUGCCGGGCGAAAAUAACCUGUCAACAACGAUGCAGUCCCAAACUUCCUCAGACUGCAGCGGCCCGUUUCUUUAUCCUCAACUAAGCACAAUGCAAAUCCUGAUGGCUUUACUGAGUGCCUAUACUGACUUCUCUUGCAACAGCAAAACUUUACUUUUGUCUUUUUCCAGAUCAUUUAUUUUUUGUGUCAAGUUGCAGUUUUUAAAUUAGCCAAGUUCCUUUUGUUCAGGCGGCUCAGGUGCAUUUUGGAGGAGAAAUGCUCAUCUUUUUGCCUCUUCUUUCUCCUGCUUUCUCUGAGGAAAUAAAAAUUAUAAAAAAAAACCUUCAGGAUGAGCUGAUAUCCUGGGCGCCGCCUAUAUUCUCUCCCUGUAGAACUAACUUGGCGUUUGUUGCUGUACUCGUUCUUCCCAGGUUGUGUGGGGUCUGCCUGUUACAUUUCUGCUUCUAUAAACCUCAGAAAGCAGAACAGAAAUUCAACCUUUUUAUUUUAAACCUUUUUUUUGUUCUUCCUGUCAAAGUUUUCUACUCUCUUCUAAUUUCUCUGGGCUUUAAACGUUGACGCCACGGUGUCUCAUUACUGUAAGCACUUUGUCACACUUUCCCUCUGUUACCUACCUUAUUUAUUUAACCCACCAGCCGCCGGUGAGUUUUAAUCAUACCUGCCUGUCUUCUGAAAGGCUCCAGAUAAAGGCCUUCAUGUCCGCCCUGUCUGUGUACCAGCCUCUUUAAGGAAUGUGAUUCUCACAGCAUAAAGAAAUAUACAGAAACCUUGAACUCUGUGCCUCAACUGUUGAUAUGCGAAUGUGAAAAAGAGCAGUCGGAUGUGUUUUGUUUUUCUAAAUAGUUUUAUGUCCAGCUCUGGUUAGGGUAGACUUGGAGCGAUGCACAGAGCUGUUUUUCUGCUUGUGGGUGCGUGGCUAGUGUACAGAAACUAACUGAAGUGGACUCAGCUGUUGUAAAUGGUAAGAAAAAGCGACCGCUUGGCACCAUUUUGAAAUCUUAGUUGCUCUUUGUGUCAAUGCACAUGAUUCCUUCUCUGUAUGUAAAAGAAAAGCUUCUUUUUGUAAAGUCAGAUUUGUCUUCUGCAAAUGUAAGAGGAAAUGAUUUAUUUUGAAAAUGUCUGGUUAAGUGAAUAAAUUCUCACUGUUGUGCCUGAUCUCUUCCUAAUGGUGUAAGUGACUUGGUCUGUUGUAUUGGUGAUGCUUCUUGUGCUAUGAGUCGUGGCAGCUCUAUGUGCGCAUUUCCCAGUUUGACUUUUUCCUUAUAAAAGUCUAUCAUUUCCAUCAGGAACUGUUAGCCACACUAAAGCGGCUUUUUUAUAAUCAUUUAUUUUCUUGUCAAUGUUUUUAAGAGCCUAAGAUAAUUUAGAUUUGAUACAAAUACUAGUGAAUAAAGUAAAGUUUAUUGUAUGGCUGAGGGUGCCUCCCUCGUGACCCUGGACUCUUUCUGUUACAUUUUACCUGAUGGACCAACACAGAGUAGCUCAUUACUGUGAAGCGAAAGGAAAAUGAUUUAAUGGCUUUAAUUCAGCCUCCCUCUUUGAUUGAAAAAUUACAACUACAAUGAAUUUUCUGUAAAAGUUUCCUCAUUUUUAAAAUAAUCAAUGAAAAAGAAAAGUUUUGAAAGCUUCAUAGAUUCAUUAGAGACGAUUAGUGAACAAAACUGAGCCUCUCGAGCUGCAACUAGUUCUUUAAAAUGUUUCUGUGUUUAAUGCCAUAUUUGCACUUAAUUACCAUAACAAAAGAAAACGAGUAAAGCAAGUAUUGAUUUGUCAUUAGGUCAUAAACAUUUUGUUUCUUUUUUUCCAUUGUUGAUGAAUAUGUAUGUUCUGUUAAAUAAAAUCCAUUUCUCCUUUU
Molecule: messenger RNA, 4159 nt
Organism: Cyprinodon tularosa
Lineage: Eukaryota; Metazoa; Chordata; Actinopteri; Cyprinodontiformes; Cyprinodontidae
Gene: far1
Product: fatty acyl CoA reductase 1
Exons: 12
Coding region: 47-1600 (517 amino acids)
Biological process (GO): long-chain fatty-acyl-CoA metabolic process
Cellular component (GO): peroxisome
Molecular function (GO): alcohol-forming very long-chain fatty acyl-CoA reductase (NADP+) activity
Source: RefSeq, a predicted model, not a curated record